AUGGGUCGCCAGUCGUCCAAGCGCAAGAAGCACUACACAGUCCGCGCCGCGGUCAGCUCAAGCAAAGUCAAGCACCGCACCGCUCGCAAUCUGCGCAAGGUCUCGGUGCUCCACCCGGAUGUGCAGGCCGCGUGGGACAAGAACAAGACACUCAAGGAAAACUUUGCAUCGCUUGGCCUGGUUGUCGACCCGAACGCGACGUUGCAGCUGCGCGCUGAAGCCAACCUUGCUGCCAGCCGGGGAUUGCUGAGCAACGGCGACGCGCCUGGAUCGGUCGACUUGCUAGCGCUCGAUGCUCAAGCCGCUGCCGAUGCUGCAGAAGCAGCUGCCGGCACUCCCAAAGUUAGCGAAGCUGUGUCAGUUGAUGGAGCACUCGAAGCAAAGGCAGCCAAGACUGCAUCAGCUCAGGUUCAUCAGCCCCCAGGCGUCCAAGAGUUUGUGCGAGCUUUGAUGGAGCGACAUGGCACCAACUACAAGGCCAUGGCUCGUGACAAGGAGCUCAACUAUUUGCAACACACUGCCAACCAAAUCCGACGGAAAUGCACCCUGUACCGACGACUGCAAGGGGAAUCUGUUGACAGCGAUGACGAUGACGAGUGA
Molecule: messenger RNA, 600 nt
Organism: Capsaspora owczarzaki ATCC 30864
Lineage: Eukaryota; Filasterea; Ministeriida; Capsasporidae
Exons: 4
Coding region: 1-600 (199 amino acids)
Biological process (GO): ribosomal large subunit biogenesis
Cellular component (GO): nucleolus
Source: RefSeq, a predicted model, not a curated record